AGGACCGGGCUUGAAUGGAAUCUAUUUUUUUCCCCCUACCGCCAACACUUGAGAGGCUGCACACCGGGGGACUCUGUGGGGAUUUCUAAGUUAAAUGUCACAAUGGAGGCGACCAGUGACCCCACAAAGAUCCUGGAGAAGGGUCCCGAGUACCUUCGAAAGCAAAUGGAGCUGGAGGGGGACACCAGAGGACACAUGAGCGCAGUGGAGAGGCUGGCUGCGAGCAAACCCAAGUAUGUGAAGAGCCAGCAGGUGGUCAACUCCAUCCAGGAGCCUGCGAUCAGCCUGGGGUCAGCCUCGGUGAGCAGCGGGGGGUCGUCCACCCGGAGCUCGAACCGGGGAAGGAAUGUUCUCGCAGUGGGGGGUGCUGGGAAGAGCUGCUCACCGGGGCAGGUACGGCGCACCAGCUCCAAAAAGCGCCCGGACUCUCUCCUGCUCUACCGGCAGAAAUGUGAGCUCCUGGGGGGUGCAGCCAAAGACAGGAAACACCGUAAGCUGCUGGCGAACAACACUGUGAAUAAAAAUGUCCCGUUACUCAAGGAGUGUGAGUCUGAGGGAGAUAAGCAACCGGGCGCUGCCACACCUGAGGAGCGAGCUCAGCCGUGCAGGAGGAGGAGCAGGAGGGUCGAGUCCGGGACAAGGGGGACAGCGGGUCUCCUCACUGUCCCCGAGGCGGAGAGGAGACCCGGCAGGGCCGUGGGUCGAUCCCACUCGGACAUCAGCUCCAGGUACUCCAAGAACUUCGCGGAUUUCGACGCUUUCUUCAUGUACUGCGGCCUGGACGGAGACAUGGUCGAGUCCCUGGGACGGGAGAACUUCUCUGCGCGCUCGGAGGACAUCGCGAUCAAGUUCCGCAGCGUGAGUGUGUCCACCACGGAGGGAGGUUUCUCCAGGAACAGCGGGGACAGCGACGGGCUGCUGCAGGUGGAGCUGCACGACCACAUCCGCCAGGGCACGUCGGUGAUCGAGCGCAACGCACGGAUUAUCAAGUGGCUGUACAGCUGCAAGAACGCCAAAGACACUGGGAAGAAGUUACGAGACCUUAACUGAGAUGUUGCUUUCCUCCUGCAGUGG
Limanda limanda (common dab) is the source of this 1074-nucleotide messenger RNA. RefSeq names its product family with sequence similarity 110 member C (gene fam110c). The coding region runs from base 103 to 1050 and encodes 315 amino acids. The transcript has a single exon. NCBI's taxonomy places the organism in Eukaryota, Metazoa, Chordata, Actinopteri, Pleuronectiformes, Pleuronectidae. The record is from RefSeq and is a predicted model, not a curated record.